AUGCCUUCGAGUCCUAUUAGAGCUGUUGCCGACUUCCUGCAGAAAUUAGCAAACACAGAUAACGUGGCUUCGGAGGCACCAGAUGAUGUUAGUGUCUCAGAUGCACGAUCCAAGUCAACAACAACUUCAGAUGUCGAACUGCUGGUUCAGCAACUCAACAGGGCAUCAUUAUCAGACAUAGCAUCCACAUCACCUGCAACAUCAGAAACUCGACUCGAUCAUGCCAUCAUUUCUCCAAUCAAACAAAAGCAAGGAGGUGCUCUCGACAUUCAGCCUAGAACACACAAUGAAGUACUUCUCCUUGCCGCACUUCACGAAGCGGAAUCUGCAAAUGCAGCUCUCAAACGAUGA
Messenger RNA from Suillus fuscotomentosus, 351 nucleotides. RefSeq lists its product as uncharacterized. Bases 1 to 351 code for a protein of 116 amino acids. The record is from RefSeq and is a predicted model, not a curated record. The transcript has a single exon. Lineage: Eukaryota; Fungi; Basidiomycota; Agaricomycetes; Boletales; Suillaceae.